Molecule: messenger RNA, 2736 nt
Organism: Acanthochromis polyacanthus (spiny chromis)
Lineage: Eukaryota; Metazoa; Chordata; Actinopteri; Pomacentridae
Gene: smad9
Product: SMAD family member 9
Exons: 8
Coding region: 909-2315 (468 amino acids)
Biological process (GO): BMP signaling pathway; cell differentiation; transforming growth factor beta receptor signaling pathway
Cellular component (GO): heteromeric SMAD protein complex
Molecular function (GO): RNA polymerase II cis-regulatory region sequence-specific DNA binding; DNA-binding transcription factor activity, RNA polymerase II-specific; I-SMAD binding
Source: RefSeq, a predicted model, not a curated record
UGUGUGUGUGUUCGUGUUCGUUCUUGUACUUGCUACAUUGUGAGUACCAUUUUCUGCAUUUAACUAUCAAAGUGAGGACAUUUUUACAAAGUGAGGACAUUUUGGCCGGUCCUCACUUUGAAACAGCCAUGUUUGAGGGUGAAGACUUGUUUUUAGAGAACAGGUAUGAAUUGAGGUUUGGUUAGGGUAAGGAUUAAGUUUAAGCAAUCAGUUGUGAUGGUUAAUGUUAGGGUAAGGCUCUAGGAAAUGCAUUAUGCCUAUGGAUGUCCUCACUAAGAUAGAAGUACAAACGUGUGUGUGUGUGUGUUUUUCUGACACGAGCAUCCCUCAAAGUAGCGACGCUCUGCUUUUAUUUUGAAACAACCAAAUGGAUGCAUUGGUUUCACUGACUCUGCCUUGGCCCAUUAACGUCAACACACAUGCUCGCAGACACAAUCCACACACUCAUACAAACAGACACACACACACCUUCGCAGCCUCAGUGAGCUGCUCUGACUGACCCACCAGACAGGGAAGCCUCCAACACUCAACGACUGUCUGCGCUGCACUUGUUAUCACGGCAGAGAUGAUUGAAACUUGACCUGGAUUUCUGGCUGCGUGAGGAAUAACCUUCCCUGCAGGAGGCUUCGGAUCCAGAGCUGCCGGAUCCCUCUUGUGCCAACACAGAGAGGGGAUUUAGAGUUUGUACUGUGCUGGCAGGAGUCCAGCUCCUCCACCAGAGUUGCUUGGAAGUAACAGCGGAAUACAAAAAAAAACAGCCUCUGUUUACACAGACUCAUCACGCUACCUCUUUUAUCCUUCCCCCCCUCUGUGUCAUUAUUUGCAUCCUUACUCCUGUCCUCAAGGGAACUUUUAUCCCGUUAACAGCACCCAUCAGCUCAUCUCGCCACCCAUUUAUCCAUCUCAUAAUGAACUCCUCUACCUCCAUUACGUCCCUAUUCUCCUUCACCAGCCCGGCGGUGAAGCGUCUGCUCGGCUGGAAACAGGGAGAUGAGGAGGAGAAGUGGGCGGAAAAGGCUGUUGAUUCUCUGGUGAAGAAACUAAAGAAGAAGAAAGGGGCGAUGGAGGAGCUGGAGAGAGCCCUGAGCUGCCCCGGACAGCCCAGUAAGUGCGUGACGAUUCCUCGCUCGCUGGAUGGCAGGUUACAGGUGUCCCACAGGAAGGGUCUGCCCCACGUCAUCUACUGCCGGGUGUGGCGCUGGCCCGACCUGCAGUCCCACCACGAGCUGAAAGCCCUCGAGUGCUGCGAGUUCCCCUUCGGCUCCAAGCAGAAGGACAUCUGUGUCAACCCUUACCACUACAGACGCGUGGAGACUCCAGUGCUGCCACCCGUUCUGGUUCCGCGCCACAGCGAGUUCAACCCUCAGCACAGUUUACUGGCUAAGUUCAGGAACGCCUCCCUGCACAACGAGCCGCUGAUGCCCCAGAACGCCACCUACCCGGACUCCUUCCCUCCACUGCCCUGCUCCUCCUUCUCCUCCUCCUCCCCCUCUUCAUCCCUUGCCCAGUCUCCCACCUCGCAGAGUUACCCCAACUCCCCCAACAGCUCAGCAGAACCUGGCAGUCCGUAUCACAUCACAGCUGAGACUCCCCCACCUCCGUACAGCAUGAUGGAGACAAACACUCAGGAGGACGUGAAGCCCAGCAACUCCACAGAAACCACGAAACUCACAUUUUCCGCUCCACACAGAGAUUUAAGGCCCGUUUGUUACGAGGAACCCGAGUACUGGUGCUCCAUAGCCUACUAUGAGCUCAACAACCGGGUCGGCGAGACUUUCCACGCCUCGUCCCGCAGCGUCCUGGUCGACGGUUUCACGGAUCCGUCCAACAACAAGAACCGCUUCUGCCUCGGCCUCCUUUCCAACGUCAACCGCAACUCCACCAUCGAACACACACGCAGACAUAUAGGCAAAGGUUUACACCUGUACUACGUGGGCGGUGAGGUGUACGCAGAGUGUCUGAGUGACAGCAGCAUCUUCGUCCAGAGCCGUAACUGUAACUUCCAGCACGGCUUCCACGCCACCACCGUGUGCAAAAUCCCCAGCGGCUGCAGCCUCAAGAUCUUCAACAACCAGCUGUUUGCUCAGCUUCUCGCCCAGUCCGUCAACCACGGCUUCGAGGUCGUCUACGAGCUCACCAAGAUGUGCACCAUCCGCAUGAGCUUCGUCAAGGGCUGGGGAGCCGAAUACCACCGUCAAGAUGUCACCAGCACCCCCUGCUGGAUUGAAGUGCAUCUGCACGGGCCCCUGCAGUGGCUGGACAAAGUCCUCACACAGAUGGGCUCCCCACACAACCCUAUUUCAUCAGUAUCGUAACGUCACCACAUACACACACUUUUGUUAGUGUGUGUUCUCAGCCCUUUACACAGGUAGUCGUAGAUUCUGUACGUUUUGCUAUAUCCAGAUUUUCUGUCCGAGGGUCCCUCUCUUGACAUCCGAUACAAAAUACAACCACAUAUAUUACAGUUCUGUUACAUCAUGUCAUACAACUCCCAUGACUGAAUUUCGUUCAGCUUAAUUUGCAGCUUGUGUAGUUAAAAAAUCAUUUAUCCUCCUCUCUGUUUCCAAUGGGACAUGUUAACUGCACAAAACAGAAUGGGAUAGAUUUGUAGGUACUCAAGGAAGUGUUAUAUUAUUACAACAGUACGUACCAUAUUUCAACGUGUAGACCAAUGUUUGACUUCAUGUACAGUUUGCUUUUUACUUGUUACAUUAAAGUUGUCUUUUUCUUUAUGAA